UAUCUGGCGUUUGAGGUUGUCCCCGAGUCCUCGUCUUGUGCGAUUACGCAAUAUGACGACAUUAUUGGCAGGUGCAACAACAUACAUAUUUGUCUGAACUCUGUACAGUUAUUAUAAACUGUAUACAGGGUUAAGUGCGGUUGUGAAGGUUACACCGUAAACCUUUCCACAUAAUUAAUGCUAUAUGCAUAAAAGACCUCUGAAAUUAAUUUAGAGUCUCGUAAAUAAGAAGCCAGAAAGAAGAAAUGUAGUAAUUUGGAGUGAUCUAUACAUUAUGGUGGUGGCAAUGGCGUAUAUUUUCUGGUGCUAUAUAACUGAAUGUUAAUAUUAAUACAUAAAUAUUUGCUUUACAUUACAGUACUAUGUGUUUCGAAAUGUGUAUUCAAGAUCAUUUCACAGCCAGAAUUAAACGAUUACAUUUAAAUUACUGUAAACUUCUCGGACACUGAUAAAAAAAUAACACAACUUUAAUGCUGCCAACCUUUAAAACUAAUUCGAAAUGAAAUCAGCUAAUUAGCAAUGCUGAGUGGUGCUGAUGAUAUGUUGCGAAAUAGUGUAAAUGCUUCGCAUGUGAUGACAGAUCGCGAAGAGUCAUUUCUCAAAGAUUUCUUUACCCAUGUUGCAAAUUUGGGUUCUGAUAAAGCCAAAGAACUCGUGGAAUAUGAACGCGAGUCAAAACAUGGUCAGUCUGGCCCCUGGGGGAUGCUAGUCACUCACCUACCUCAAAUAGCAGUUGCUGAGCGAUCAUAUGGAGAUCUUGGAUUUUUACUCACUAAAAAUAAAGGAUUUCUCAGGAAAGAUAAUUCAUUGAAAUCAAUGUAUGAUUCUGCCCGAUCAGACUUCAGACGAGUGGAGGAAAUGACAAAAUUUACUAAUUCAGAUCGGCUACCCUCUACAUUUAACAAUGAGAUGAGAACGUUCACCUCAGUUGCUAAUGAAUUGUGUUUGUUUCUCACAGCACGUAUUGAAUUAAUUGAUCUCUAUGAAAAGAUGCAUCUCAUGGGCUCAGGAAAGCAGAUGAAAUACGAAGAAGUGCUUGCACAGGUUGAAGACAUCAUGGAACGAAAUGCACCAUCUGUUCCUCAGAUGUGUCUUACUCCUAUAGAAAAUAUGCUCAGCUUGGAAUGUGAGAUACUGAUCCAUUUGCUGAGAGCACAACUUGAAAUGCAGAUGUGGAAGUUCUUUCCGUCCCUUAUGCUACUUCAUCUUGCUUCUACCCGACUCGCUGCCUGGGAAUCCAAGCUUCAGAACAGAGAGUCUUGGAAAUUAGGUUUUGGUGCUACGUUCUUGAAAACAAGUCAAUUACCAGCACUCUUGCAAUGGUUACUGAAGUUGAAGACUGUGUUUCUGGCAAAAUUUUCUCUGUACUUCUACUCAACAUUAGUACAACAAACGUCUGCUCCAGAGAUGAAGACUCUCUGCGGCAAGCUACAGACAAAUGAUUACUUCCACAAGAUUCAAAAUUUUCAGCGACGUUAUGACGCUGUUGCCGUAAUGUUAGUAUUUGAUGCGCAUGGCUUGGAAGAUUUCAAAGGACCAGGUUACCAUCAUCCAGACAAACCUGCUGAAUCCCCACAAGACCUGGAGUGUUAUCCGAUCGCAGUCAGCUGUCCUAUUAAGCCACUAAAUCACAUGCCAAAUGUUGUCAAGGUCAUUACAGAACGAGCAAGUGAACUGGCUGCAAUGGACAAAGUUGUAUACUACUUCAGUCCAAAGGAUCAAAGUACAUAUGUUAUGGCAUGCACAGAUCCUCGUAUGACACUGGUGGUUGUUUUUGACAGCCAGAAAGCAGAGAAAGAUAGUCACAUCACAAACUUUGUGUCUGAUCUCGCGCUACAACUCCGAUGCAAUAAAGUGUUUGCAAACCUCAAACCUAAUACGAAGUAACCAAAGUUAUCAGAAUUACAUUAGUUCCUAAGAAUAUGCUGUAUUAUGGGUUUUUAUGUGUGUGUAACAGAUAUAAAUAAUACAUUAGACUACAAACUA
Zootermopsis nevadensis is the source of this 1986-nucleotide messenger RNA. RefSeq names its product KICSTOR subunit 2. Lineage: Eukaryota; Metazoa; Arthropoda; Insecta; Blattodea; Termopsidae. Gene Ontology annotation, biological process: protein localization to lysosome; cellular response to glucose starvation; negative regulation of TORC1 signaling. The record is from RefSeq and is a predicted model, not a curated record. Gene Ontology annotation, cellular component: KICSTOR complex.